GCGGGGGAGAGGAGGCACGAGAGGAUGGAGAGAGACCCGGAUGCUGAUGCGAGUGGAGCGAAGGAAGGAGGAGAGAGAGAAAAUAUCGAUUUACGGCAAUAAAACGGAGCAUCAUCCGAGCGGCCUUUACCUGGAGGUUAACUGUAGUCAGAAAGUGAGAAGGGGGAUAAAGCAGCGGACAGCGGCCCUUCGUGUUUUCUCACCUGUGCACCCGCCAGUGACGGAGGAGGACACGCCAAAAGGAGAGCGAAAAAAGAUGCUGUGAUCCGCUACUUGCAGUGAUGUAGGGAGGCAGAGACGGAGCAGAGGCAGGGAUGGAGGGGGGGCCACUGUGCUAAAGAUGGUUGUUUGGAAUUUAAAACGCCUUUCGUUCGGAAAUAUUGCGGGGAUGUGGCGGCGGACUGACGAAUUUUCGGCUUUGCUGAGAAACUUCAGGCGUUGUCCGCUCUUUUGACAGCCGCUAGCAGAGACGUUGAAGCUAAAGCUAGCCUCGCUGCUGCUGUGUGGGAGAACGGUGGCGAGGCUACCUAAAAUAGCAUGGAGUUCCACUUGUAAAAUAGGCCCAACAGAGAGAAUAACAUUGAUUUAUUUAUUUUUUUCUGCGCGAGCGCUGUCACGCCACACGACGCAAACGCCUCUUGGGAGUCCUAGUUUGGACAUAUUUUAGGCGCGUGAGCAAAUUAUACAAAUAAUAAGCUAAACCAGUUAACCCAGUACGUCACCGUCACAGCCAUUCCUCUGCUUUAUUUGAACUAGCUAUUUGUGUUAAAUACUUUAGGAUGUUUAGCAUUGAUCAGAAAACCAGAACAUGUAGCUUGGUUUCUUUUGCAAACCCCAGUUUCCUCAUUUAUUUGCUGUAAAUGUUGGACUUGUGCUGAUUUACAUGUGACAUGGUAACCUCAGAGGAAUCCCUGUCCUAAACCCCUUCUCCCCUGUAACAACCCCUGUACAAAUCACAGUAAUCGCAAUAAUAGCAGUGCAGUAUUAGUUCUAUUUGUGCGUUAGCCUUCAGUGAGAGCAGUAUGAGUAAGGAACUGUCUCUGAGUCAGUCAGCUCAGUAUGUCGGGCCCUAUCGUCUGGAGAAGACUCUGGGGAAGGGGCAGACAGGGCUGGUCAAGCUGGGGGUCCACUGUAUCACGGGUCAGAAGGUAGCGAUCAAAAUAGUCAACAGAGAAAAGCUGUCCGAGUCAGUCCUGAUGAAGGUUGAAAGAGAGAUUGCCAUUCUGAAGCUGAUAGAGCAUCCGCAUGUGUUGAAGCUGCAUGAUGUUUACGAGAAUAACAAAUAUCUUUACCUGGUGUUGGAGCAUGUGUCAGGGGGGGAGCUCUUUGACUACCUGGUGAAGAAGGGCCGGCUAACUCCAAAAGAAGCCAGGAAGUUCUUCAGGCAGAUCAUCUCUGCUUUGGAUUUCUGCCACAGUCAUUCCAUCUGUCACAGGGAUCUAAAACCGGAGAACUUGCUCCUGGACGAGAAAAACAACAUUCGGAUCGCUGACUUCGGUAUGGCCUCCCUACAGGUGGGGGACAGUCUGUUAGAGACCAGCUGUGGAUCACCACAUUAUGCUUGUCCUGAAGUUAUACGGGGGGAAAAAUAUGAUGGACGGAGAGCGGAUGUGUGGAGUUGUGGGGUCAUCCUGUUUGCCCUAUUAGUGGGUGCCCUGCCUUUUGACCACGACAAUUUACGCCAGCUCCUGGAAAAAGUGAAGAGUGGGGUAUUCCAUAUGCCUCAUUUUAUACCCCCAGACUGCCAGUCCCUGCUCAAAGGCAUGAUUGAAGUCAACCCUGAAAAAAGACUUACGCUAGAGGCGAUCCAGAAACAUCCCUGGUAUAUCGGUGGCCGUAACGAGCCGUGUCCCGAGCAGCCUCCUCCCAGACGAGUGUGUGUGAGGCGCAUCCUGUCUCUGACUGAGCUGGACCCAGACGUGCUGGAAAGCAUGUAUUCACUGGGAUGUUUCAGAGAUCGAGUCAAGCUUACACGGGACUUACAAUGUGAAGAAGAAAACCAGGAGAAGAUGAUCUAUUACCUAUUGCUGGAUAGAAAGGAGCGAUACCCCAGCUACGAAGACGAGGACUUACCUCCGCGCAAUGACGUAGACCCUCCUCGAAAGCGCGUCGACUCUCCAAUGCUGACGCGCCAUGGCCGCUGCCGACCGGAGAGGAAAAGCUUGGAAGUGCUGAGUGUUACAGAACAGGGGUCUCCUACCCCACCCCGCAGGGCUUUGGACACAGCUGCACACAGCCAGAGGUCUCGCUCAGUCAGUGGAGCAUCAAGUGGUCUCUCAUCCAGCCCUCUUAGCAGUCCCAGGUCCUAUCAGAGCCCCGUUUUCACUUUCAGCCAAUCAGACGUCACCUCUUCCACCGCAUCUCCUCUCACAAAGGAGUCCAAACAAGGAACGGCCACCACUCCUCGCUCGCCUCGGGCUCACGACAAGCCCAAAGCACCCUCCAAUCCCAAGACCCAGACCCUGCCCACCAAAGGACCUGCCGAACGGCCCCAUCUCCAGCCCAUCAAAUCCCUGCCUCUGCACAACCCAUCCUCCCGCUCGCCCUCACCUUCCCCACUCCUUUCACCCAUUCCCCGUUUCUUCUUCCCUUCAUCCUCUGUCCUGAAGUCGGUGACUAAGAGCCUCUACCCAAACUCUGCCCACUCUGUACCACAGGUUACUCCCCAGGGCUCUCCGCUGCCCACACCGUUGGGCACCCCUGUCCACCACCCUCACCACCCUUCUUCUACCCCGCCUUCCUCUUCUUCCUCCUCGUCCUCCUCGCGGGCAGAGGGAGGGGGUGGGGUGGGCUCCUUGUCGUUGACCCCGCCCUCCAGUCCAGGAGGGGGAAGUGGAAUGGCGGCCAGCAGCUCUGCCCACUGGAGGACUCGCCUGAACUCCUUCAAGAACAACCUUUUGGGUUCUCCCCGGUUCCAUCGCCGUAAAUUACAAGUUCCUACAUCAGAAGACAUGUCCAGUCUAACCCCAGAAUCCAGCCCAGAGCUAGCUAAGAAGUCGUGGUUUGGGAAUUUCAUCAGCUUGGAGAAAGAGGAGCAGAUCUUUGUUGUGAUCAGAGACAAACCUUUAAGUUCUGUUAAGGCUGACAUUGUCCACGCUUUCUUAUCAAUCCCAUCUCUCAGCCACAGCGUCCUUUCGCAGACCAGCUUUCGGGCCGAGUACAAGUCCUCCGGCGGUCCCUCCGUCUUCCAGAAGCCCGUCAAAUUCCAAGUGGACAUAGCUUUUUCAGAGAGCGAGAGGGAGCGAGACAGGGAGAGGACAGAGAGGGAGGGCAGGAGGGAGGCAGGAAUCUACAGCGUGACGUUCACCCUUAUAUCAGGCCCGAGUCGCAGAUUCCGACGGGUGGUGGAAACGAUCCAAGCUCAGCUCCUCAGCUCUCAUGAUCAACCGCUGAUGCAAGUCCUAUCUGAUCCCUUCCCAGAUGAGAAGAACAGCCGGCCCCACGGGACUCCCACCCGCCAAAACUCGAGGCGCUCUGAGGGUGGGGGCGACAGGUGCGAGUGGGGAGACCGAGCAGAUGGCGGAUGCAUAGGAGGAAGCGGAGGUGUUCUGCAGCGCAGAGGGUCAGCAAAAGAGAGAACCCGUCUGCUGUCCUCGAACGGAACCCAAUCCCAACCAUAGGAUAGAAGACCAGGCUGCAGCGGGCUCCAACCAGAAAAGACUCUGCGUAACUUCAUUUCCAAGUACCCCUGCAAGCUGUGAGCUGCUAUUCUUCCUUGACUAAGUUACUAACGUUGUUUGACUCUAGCAAGGAUCGAGCUUUUUCCUUCCAUCAAGCUUUUUUUGUUUGAUCUUACGGAUCACCAGGAUCUCUGUCCCACAUGAGAAAGAAGAGGUGUGGAACCAGCCUACAAAGGAAAAAGAUCACAUGGACGGGCAUUGCAUCAUAGACACAGCUUCACAGAAUUAACUGUAUCAUGAAGUGCAACUGUGCAUGCCAGUUAGCAAACCAGCUUGCUAAAGGAUGCUGACAUGACUACAUAGGCUAGUCUCUACUUUGAGGAAUCUGGCGCCAAAAAAAUGGAUGGCUCUGUGGUGGUUCUUUAAUUUACUCUUUAAAUUAACCAAUGCGCUUGUAUCAGAGUUAAGCCUCAUGCAGACAGUAGUCUAAACACGACAGGAGAAUCCUUUACCAACACCAAAUGAAUGAGAGAAUAUGAACAAAGAUCCAGUUUUUUGUUUCUAGAGAAACUGUAUCUUGAAAUAACUGAAGUCUCUCUCUCGAUAAAAACAAAACCAAUGAAGUAAGCUAAGUAUGUGAAUGUGAAAAAAACUGUAUUUAGUUGGUAUUUCUUUUUCUUUUGAGGAUGUUUUUUUGCACAGUGAUUACCAUAGAGACACCAGUUGAAACACUUGGAAAGAAGGUCUAUCAUGCACCUACAGUAUAUGCAGGUAUUUGCUAGAACCUCUACUUUAUUUAUCAUUUUGUAUUUCCUUUUUACUCAAAGAUUACAUCCAGUAAUGGCCCUCUAAGUUUGCAUUGAACCACCAUCGAUCUGUGAUGUUUUUAUUUGAUCAGGUAUGUGAACAUGACUAUAUGAAAAGAAAACAUCCGUGAACCGUUUCAUGAACUUCAUCGGAGCUGUUUGUCCCCCAGACUGAAAAAACAAACAGAACUCCUGGACUUUGGAUCGAACAAAAACCACCUUUCCUGUCAAAUCUGUCUCCUGUUGCCAUAGUGUCACACACUGACUUGUAAUAAAAUAAAAAAAACAACACACAAAGGAAUUUUAUUAAUGGACAUUUUCAUAAUGCCGGACUUGAAAGACUUGCAGCAUCGAUUCUGUGUUGGAGAAUACAUGAAAGUGGAAUGCAAGCCUAACCCUGCUGUCUUCACAUCGUUCACCAACAAGCCAAGUAGUUCAUAGCUGCCCAUCACUGAGUGUUGCACCAUUCUGCAAGCAGACGUAGCAACUUGGACAUUCAUGUAUUCCUCCAAUAUUCUGUAAGACCAGUCAGUGUUGUUCACCAGUCUUCCAUACAGCACAAUAUGCAACAAGAGUGCAGGAUGUUUUCAGAGCACUGCUACAGGUCCGCUUCUUUCAGCUGCAUUUUAAUUGUAACUAUUUAUUUAUUUGCUUAUUUAUUUAUCAUGUGGUUUAUUUUGGUUAACACGGUACAUUUCAUGCCAAUAUCGUGCAUGGAUCAAACGGAAAUGACAAAAAAGUCCUGUUGGGGUUCAUCCCUGAUCAGUUAGAAGUGAAUCGUAUACCUCUUGUGUGCACUUCCUUCCAUUUCAAAUGAUUUUGCACUCUUUCUGUUGUCGACGAUGCUCAUCUGCAUCAUCUCUGAUCAUGUUUCAGAUAGAUUAUUAAUAACUCAAAUAAGGCCGACUUCAACUUCUCCGCCAAUGCAUUAUGAGCUGAAUGUUUAGCCAUUUUUGUCUAGCCCAAUAACAUUGAAUCGAUCAUCCGAGUAAAACCCAAACACAUUAUUUCUCACAGCUAAUUUGAGAUAUUUUGCAUUUUUGCCUUGUUCCUUUGAUGUGCCUGUCAGCCGCUUCACCUCUGUUGUGUUGUCUGUUAUCACAAGAGAAAACGUACAAAGUUGUUUGCCUCACUGUCCAUACACAAUUUCUAUUGUUCACCAUCAUCACGUUUAUUUAGUCACUUCCACUUCCCUUUCAUUGAUCCAACUCUGGCUAAGAUUGUAAACUAUUCUCCAUUCAUAAAGGUUGCUAGAGUAAGGUGUUAAAAAAGAAAGGAAAAAAUAUGUCUGUAAAAUAAUUUAAAUAUAAAAAGUGCACUAUGAUAACUAUUGCCUGUGAUUAAAAAAUAAAAUUAUGAUUAAAUUGAUGGUCAAAAUAAAGACAGUUCCCCCUUAUUGUUAUGAUUACA
Molecule: messenger RNA, 5836 nt
Organism: Oryzias latipes (Japanese medaka)
Lineage: Eukaryota; Metazoa; Chordata; Actinopteri; Beloniformes; Adrianichthyidae
Gene: brsk1a
Product: BR serine/threonine kinase 1a
Biological process (GO): intracellular signal transduction; protein phosphorylation
Cellular component (GO): cytoplasm
Molecular function (GO): ATP binding; protein serine/threonine kinase activity
Source: RefSeq, a predicted model, not a curated record